AUGUUAUCAGAAAUGAAUAUAUUUUACUUUGUAUUUGUUUCGUUGUUUAGUUAUAUUUUUGGAGCUCCUCAACAACCAGAAAUAAAUGACCAAUAUGAAAACACAACUCAAACUAAUAUUAUUGAAAAUAAUAACAGAACACAAAAUAAUAAUACUGCAGAUAAAGUAAACAUCAAUGAUAUAAAAACUAUAGAAAUGAAGAAUAAUGAACUAGAACGUCCUAAACAUUUCACUGCUAAACUGUAUACAAUAGUAACGUUUCCGAUAAUGAAAUUUAUUUCAACACCUAAAGUAAACAAUGUAUUGAGGAAUAUGGGAACUUGUAUAGUUAAUGGUGCAAUGGAGAUUUUAUCAUAUUAUUUCCCAACACCACUGAUGCCUCUUAUAGCAAGUGCUGCAGGUAUGGUAAUUCCUUUUGAGCCGGUAGUUAUGCUAAGAGAGAAGAUGCCAGUGACAAGUUACAGAAGAGCAUUUAAAUCUGCUUUGAAUGGUUUCAUGAAUACAUUUAACGAAUUCAAAGUUGACGAAGAAAACGAUGAUCCUUAUAUGACAAGAAGAUUUAAUAGACGGUUUAUGAACGAAGACAAAGAGAAGAAAGACCCUGAAGGCUAA
Molecule: messenger RNA, 612 nt
Organism: Achroia grisella
Lineage: Eukaryota; Metazoa; Arthropoda; Insecta; Lepidoptera; Pyralidae
Exons: 2
Coding region: 1-612 (203 amino acids)
Source: RefSeq, a predicted model, not a curated record